Galendromus occidentalis (western predatory mite) is the source of this 1239-nucleotide messenger RNA. Its product is annotated as inositol oxygenase. Gene Ontology annotation, molecular function: iron ion binding; inositol oxygenase activity. Gene Ontology annotation, biological process: inositol catabolic process. Bases 77 to 952 code for a protein of 291 amino acids. Gene Ontology annotation, cellular component: cytoplasm. Lineage: Eukaryota; Metazoa; Arthropoda; Arachnida; Mesostigmata; Phytoseiidae. The record is from RefSeq and is a predicted model, not a curated record. The transcript is spliced from 7 exons.
GCUGAGAGGACCAACUCGGGGAACCGACGGCAACCUCGAUUCCUCUGGUAGCUCUACCGAUCCAUCAACACUAAGGAUGACGAUCCCCAAAGAGAUGGAGCAGCAACUGCUCUACCAUAUCGACCCAUCGCUCCAGUACAGACCCGAUCUCAAUCCGACAGCAUAUCGCAAAUACACCAUCGACGCUGAAGAUCCGAUCCAGAAGAGGGUCUUUGAAACAUAUCUAAAGAUGCACACUUAUCAAACCGUCGACUUCGUGCAGAAGAAACGCCAGCAAUACGGUUCUUUCAACAAGAUCCGAAUGCCCAUCAUGGCGGCCUUAGAGAAACUAAACGAUCUUAUUGACGAGUCCGAUCCGGACGUCGACAUGCCGAACAUAGUCCAUGCUUUCCAAACGGCAGAGGAAAUCCGCGCGAAGCAUCCCGACCAAGACUGGUUCCAUCUAACUGGUCUCAUCCAUGAUUUAGGAAAAGUUAUGGCUUUCUUCAAUGAGCCACAAUGGGCUGUCGUAGGCGACACAUUCCCAGUAGGUUGUCGAUUCGCCAAAUCUAUCGUUUACCGGGACUUCACCUUCAUUCUGAACCCAGACUGUGAGAAUGAAAAGUUAUCCACACCAUUGGGCAUGUACUACAGACACUGUGGUUUGGAGAAUGUGCUCAUGUCGUGGGGUCAUGACGAAUAUAUGCACAUGGUGCUCAAGAACCAUCCUGGGUGCACGUUGCCAGAAGAAGCUUUCUACGUCAUCAGGUUCCACUCAUUCUACCCGUGGCACACUGCUGGGGACUACGAUUAUCUAUGCAACGACAAAGAUCGAAAGAUGAUGAAAUGGGUACAGGAGUUUAACAAGUUCGAUCUGUACACGAAAUCGGAGAACGUUCCAGACAUCGAUGAGUUGAUGCCCUAUUAUCAGAAGCUCAUUGACAAAUACGUACCCGGCGACGUCGCCUUCUAGAUUAUAGUCUCUCCAGUUUUCUGUCUCGGAACGCGUCAGGUCAUACAUGUGUAGCACUUCGUCACCGGAGAGCGUCGAUAUCGAGGCGAUCGAGCGGAGUGUCAAGAGCUGUGCCCUUGAGGGUCGAGGCUAAUAAUAGUUCUCCUUUGUACAUAUGAGAAAAAUUUACGUAGAAUCAAAGCAUAUAACGGCGAUAUGGUCACUGCGCGCCCGGGCUUUCGGAAUCAGGCCGUUUUCGAAUCCGAUUAAUAAAAUAAUAUUUAAGGCCUCUCGCUGCAAGAAAAAAA